UAGCUAAUAAGCACGGCCAGCACUGACAGCCUAAACACAGACGUGCCUACUGCCUGGUGCUGAUCGGCGGCAGGAAUAAUAAUGGCAGCCAAGCUCGCCCUGCUCCUCGCCGCGGCGAGCCUGCUGGUGCUCGCGGCGGCGACGACGACCGCGGACGCCAGGCCGCUGAGGAGAGAGGAGCUGCCGUGGUCGUCGUCGGAGGGCGGCGAUGACACCCGGCACGCGGUGGUGGUGGAGCCGCCGCCGGCGGGCGGCAUCCGGACGGUGGUCGGGGCGGCCGCGGAGCGCGACGGCCGCAAGUUCGCGAUGAGCAUCGACAUGCUCCGCGGGAUCAAGGACUCCGGCCCGAGCCCCGGCGCGGGGCACUAGCAGGCUCUGCUGCGCUCGCCCGCGAGGGAAUGGCAAGAUGCCCCCCCAGCGCUGGUCUAGCUUAGGCGAAAAAAAAAAGUAUCCUUGGCCGGAGGGGCUCGUGUUCUUUGGUACAGUACUAUGUUUUGUUUGUUCUUUGUUAUGUACGGUUGGCGUUUACGUAUAGCAAAUUAAUGACGAAGCCAGCACCGCGCACCGGCAUAGUACAUAGUACAUAGUCGUGCCCUUGUUUCAGGUGCAAUAGCUUAAUUAUCUUGUAACAUGUAGCCUCAUAUGUAUUAUAUGGUCUCAUGAUCGAGAUACAUACUAUUACAUCAAUGUUUUGUACAUAUAUAAAUAAGGUGAUGAAUGAGUAUUCCACGAA
This is a messenger RNA of Panicum virgatum (switchgrass), 733 nucleotides long. RefSeq lists its product as uncharacterized. The transcript has a single exon. The record is from RefSeq and is a predicted model, not a curated record. NCBI's taxonomy places the organism in Eukaryota, Viridiplantae, Streptophyta, Magnoliopsida, Poales, Poaceae. Bases 82 to 369 code for a protein of 95 amino acids.